This is a messenger RNA of Pectinophora gossypiella (pink bollworm), 1587 nucleotides long. RefSeq names its product tissue alpha-L-fucosidase-like. Gene Ontology annotation, molecular function: alpha-L-fucosidase activity. NCBI's taxonomy places the organism in Eukaryota, Metazoa, Arthropoda, Insecta, Lepidoptera, Gelechiidae. Gene Ontology annotation, cellular component: lysosome. The transcript is spliced from 6 exons. The coding region runs from base 51 to 1574 and encodes 507 amino acids. Gene Ontology annotation, biological process: fucose metabolic process; glycoside catabolic process. The record is from RefSeq and is a predicted model, not a curated record.
CGCACGACAUUCUCAAAAUUAUUACGCGCACAUUUAAAAAUUGGGACAACAUGAGAGUUUUGAUGUCGUUUACUUUUGUAUUCUUUCUAUUUCUAUUAACCUACGUAAACCCGCAGCAUAGGCAAAAAUCUAAAAAACCUUCGAAAAUAGUCAUAGUAGAUGAUAAGACACCCGAAGAUCAAGCGCAUGAAUUGGAAUGGGCAGAGUUGGAUAACCGAACGCUUCCUGAGUGGUUUGACCGAGUGAAGAUUGGCAUAUUCGUCCAUUGGGGCAUAUACAGUGUGCCCGCAACACACAAUGAAUGGUUCCUGUACUUUUGGAAAACUUCAUAUCCUGAAGAAGUGAAUUACAUGAAGAAAUAUUUUCGCCCUAAUUUCACAUACGAGGAUUUUGCACCGUACUUUACUGCGGAAUACUUUGAUGCAGACGAAUGGGCAAGAUUUUUUGUCAAAUCUGGUGCAAAGUACGUUGUUCUUACAAGUAAGCAUCACGACGGAUUCACCCUGUUCCCAUCAAAACAGUCACGUGGAUGGAAUUCAGUUAGGUUGGGGCCCCACCGAGACAUUGUUGGGGAGCUUGGUGCUGCAGUGAAGCUACAAGGCCUGAAGUAUGGUAUAUACUACUCAUUAUUGGAGUGGUACCACCAGGAUUACUUAGAAGACAAAGAGGCAAAAUUCAAAAAGUAUACUUAUCGUGAUACAAAGGUUUGGCCUGAAAUUAAACAGUUAGUAAACAAAUACGAACCCGCUAUCUUAUGGUUUGAUGGCGGAUGGGAAACGUCAGACGUGUACUGGAAUGCAACCGGACUACUAAAAUGGCUUUAUAACGAGAGUCCUGUCAAAGAUUACGUGGUGGUUAACGAUAGAUUGGGUAAUAAUGCACAAUAUCUUCAUGGAGAUUUUUAUAAUGGUCCGGACAGGCAUGACCCGCAAAUUUUACAAAAACACAAGUGGGAGAAUGCUUUUACUCUUGACCUGACAUCUUGGGGCUACAGGAGUCAAAUGAAGGAGAAGGAUGUAAUGACAGUACAGAAUAUGUUACACUUACUGAUCAGAACUGUCAGCUGUGGAGGUAAUUUCCUCGUAAACAUCGGGCCAUCGAGGGAAGGAAUCAUUGUAAAAAUAUUUCAAGAUAGACUGCUUGCGUUAGGAGAAUGGCUCCAAAUCAAUGGAGAAGCCAUCUACUACUCCUCACCUUGGCGAUAUCAACGUGACACUAGAAAUAAACACGUUUGGUAUACAUGUAACAAAGUUCCAUACAAUGCCUUAGACCCAACAGCAACACCUUUAGCACCAGACACUAUUAAGGCGAUCUAUGCGAUGUUUACGCCCUAUCCCACGAAUCACAAAUUAACAAUAAAAGACAUUAGUCCUCUGCUAAAAAGCGCAGAAUAUCAAGUUAUGAUGCUGGGCGAAACUAAUAUUUUGAAUUGGACGGUUAUCCAUGAUAACGCCAUCAUAAGGCUCCCAGAAAAAACUAAGUCACAGAAUGCAUGGGCAUUGAAAUUCUUCAAAACACAUGAAGUAGAAGUGAAUGUCACCAGCGCUACCCAUUUACCAGGAAAAAUAGAGUGAUGUGGAGUAAGUU